This is a messenger RNA of Myotis brandtii (Brandt's bat), 2839 nucleotides long. RefSeq names its product actin filament associated protein 1 (gene AFAP1). Bases 109 to 2670 code for a protein of 853 amino acids. Gene Ontology annotation, molecular function: SH2 domain binding; SH3 domain binding. NCBI's taxonomy places the organism in Eukaryota, Metazoa, Chordata, Mammalia, Chiroptera, Vespertilionidae. The transcript is spliced from 18 exons. Gene Ontology annotation, cellular component: cytosol. The record is from RefSeq and is a predicted model, not a curated record.
ACCUGCUCAUUUCUGCAGAAACGUGGCCGUGGAGUCUUCGAAGCUCUUCACUAGGAGAGUAGAUGCUCACUGAGGACCACCCAGUCGCACCGGAGACAAAACGCAGCAAUGGAGGAGUUAAUAGUGGAACUUCGCCUCUUUCUUGAACUCCUGGACCACGAAUACCUAACAUCCACGGUCAGGGAGAAGAAGGCCGUGAUCGCAGACAUCCUGCUCAGGAUACAGGCCUCCAGAGGUUCUGAAGUGAGAGACCACGUUCCGAAGCAGGAGACCCCCAGCAGCCUGCCGGCCCCUCCCCAGAUGCCUCUGCCGGAGAUCCCGCAGCCCUGGCUGCCCCCCGACAGCGGGCCGCCCCCGCUGCCCACGUCCUCGCUCCCAGAGGGUUAUUAUGAGGAGGCCGUGCCGCUGAGUCCUGGGAAAGCUCCGGAAUACAUCACGUCAAAUUAUGACUCGGAUGCGAUGAGUAGCUCUUACGAAUCGUAUGAUGAGGAGGAGGAGGAUGGCAAGGGGAAGAAGACGCGCCACCAGUGGCCCUCGGAGGAGGCCUCCAUGGACCUGGUGAAGGACGCCAAGAUCUGUGCCUUCCUGCUGCGCAAGAAGCGCUUCGGACAGUGGACCAAGUUGCUCUGCGUCAUCAAAGACACCAAACUACUGUGCUACAAGAGCUCCAAGGACCAGCAGCCGCAGAUGGAGCUGCCCCUCCCGGGCUGCAGCAUCGCCUACGUCCCGAAGGACGGCAAGAAGAAGCAGCACGAGCUGAAGAUCACGCAGCAGGGCACCGACCCCCUGGUCCUCGCGGUGCAGAGCCGGGAGCAGGCCGAGCAGUGGCUGAAGGUGAUCCGAGAGGUCUACAGCGGCUGCAGUGGGCCCGUGGACGCCGAGUGUCCCCCGCCGCCAGGCUCCCCGGUGCACAAGGCAGAGCUGGAGAAGAAACUGUCCUUGGAGAGACCAAGCUCAGACGGGGAGGGUGUCAUGGAGAAUGGAGUCGCCGUGUGUAACGGGAAAGAACAAGUCAAGAGGAAAAAAAGUUCCAAAUCAGAGGGCAAGGGGACUGUAUCUAAAGUCACUGGGAAGAAAAUCACCAAGAUCAUCGGUUUAGGAAAGAAAAAGCCGUCGACCGACGAGCAGACCUCCUCCGCCGAGGAGGACGUGCCCACCUGCGGCCACCUGAACGUGCUCUCCAACAACCGCUGGCGGGAGCGCUGGUGCAGGGUCAAGGACAACAAGCUCAUCCUGCACAAGGACAGGACCGACCUGAAGACCCACCUCGUGUCCAUCCCUCUCCGUGGCUGCGAGGUGAUCCCCGGGCUGGACUCCAGGCACCCGCUGACCUUCCGGCUGCUCCGCAACGGGCAGGAGGUGGCCGUGCUGGAGGCGGCGUCCUCGGAAGACAUGGGCCAGUGGAUCGGAGUCCUGCUGGCGGAGACGGGGUCCUCCACAGACCCCGGUGCCCUGCACUACGACUACAUCGACGUGGAGAUGUCGGCCAACAUCAUCCAGACGGCCAAGCAGACCUUCUGCUUCAUGAACAGACGUGUCAUCUCCACCAACCCCUACCUCGGGGGCACCCCCAACGGCUAUGCCCACCCCAGCGGGACGGCGCUGCACUACGAUGACGCUCCCUGCGUGAACGGCUCGUGGGACCCCGACGGCGGCUCGGCCGCUUCCUGCCAUGGAGGCCCGGGAGGAGAGGUGCUGUACGAUAACGCAGCCCUGUACGAUAACUUGCCGUCUCCGAAAAUCUUUGCGCGCUACCCGCCUGCUGACAGGAAGGCUGCUAGGCCGCCUGCCGACACCCUGUCCUGUAACCAUUACAAGCAGCCCACGUCCUGCGGGCUGCCUCCCGCCCCGUCUGUCACUAACACCUCUUCUGUGGGGAGGGCGUCUCUCGGGCUCGGCUCCCAGUUGAAGAGUAAAAAGCCCCCCCUCGCAUCCAGCGGGGCUGCAGGAAAAGGCAAGACCCUGAGCAGCCAGCCCAAGAAGGCCGAGCCGGCCGCCGGCGUGAGGCGCACGCCUUCCAGUGCUGACCAGUACAGAUACGGCAAGAACAGGGUGGAAGCAGAUGCCAGGCGGCUGCAGACCAAGGAAGAGGAGCUGCUGCGGCGGAAGGAAGCCCUGCGAACCAGGCUGGCCCAGCUCCGGAAGGAAAGGAGGGACCUGCGGGCCGCCAUCGAGGCGAACGCUGGCAGGAAGGCGCAGCUGGCCCUGGAGGAGAAGCUGAAGGCGCUGGAGGAGGAGUGCCGGCGGAAGGAGGCGGAGCGCGUCAGCCUGGAGCUGGAGCUCACCGAGGUCACGGAGAGCCAAGCAUCUCUCUGCGCCUCAGUCUCUCUGUCUGUGAGACAGACGUUGGAAGGUGCUCUGAGCACUGGGCAGGGACCACACAGACACCUGGUGUCCUCACUGUGGGUGGCGUACCCCGAGCCCCCUGUUCCUGGUAAAGGCGCCAUCCCUGCUGGGAAACAGCCUCGCCGCCUCUCUCAGUCCCCAGUGCUCAGGCCCCGGACUCUGGAGAACUCCCCGCUGUCCAGCUGCGAGACCAGUGACGCCGAGGGCCCCGUGCCCGUGAACAGCGCCGCCGUCCUGAGGAAGAGCCAGCCGGCCGGCAGCUCUCCCUGCCGGGGGCACGUGCUUCGGAAGGCCAAGGAGUGGGAGCUGAAGAACGGGACGUAGGAGAGCGGACGUCACGAGAGGCCGCGGCUCCAGCAGGCCCGCCGUGCCCGGACCUGGCGUAUGUUUCUACUGUAUGACGUGCCCUGUAAGGAGAUGUGCCCGGGCCGCUUGGCUCCCACGUGGUCUCUUCAGGCGGCCGGGGUGAGAGGUGAUGGAACACAGUCCUCCG